AUGUCAUCUACCAAUGAAAAGAAUAUCCAUAAAGUGCGGUUUGAAAGGCUUCAAUUAGUUGGGAAAAAAGCUGUGGAACAGGUUCUUAAAACUUCCUUAACUACAGACCAGAUUAAAUCUUGCUACAAGGAAAUUGCCGAGUCAGAGGUUGGGUUAAAGAGUCUAGAAACAGGACUGAAUCAACUAGAAAAGUAUCUACUUGAAGAAACUCUUGCUGAGUUUGACCACAUUUAUGAAGAAAAUGAUCUUUCGUCAAAGCUUAAUGAUUUAGAUGAAGUAAUUCAAAAUGCUUUCCAAAGAGAACAGGGAAAAAUGAGCAGUGCCGAAUCAUUACCAGUUCAUAUAGACCAGCUAUCUUCGUCAGAAAUUAUAGACUCAAUGAUUUUGAAUAAAAAGGAAGAUACAUUGCUCGCGUUGGAAAAAGUUUACUUAAAAACCUAUUCCGAUAACGAGGAGCUUGAGGAAAAGUUGAGAAAGAUUAUCGCUAAUGCAAGCGCAAUCAACUCGCAGAUACAGGAUGUCUUGAUACCGAUUAAAGAGCAAGCUAGUUUUGUGACAUCAGACCCAGUGAAAAUGGACAGCAUCAUUGACCUAAAAGAAAAGUUUACAUGA
This is a messenger RNA of Lodderomyces oxycetoniae, 612 nucleotides long. RefSeq names its product MIND complex subunit. The record is from RefSeq and is a predicted model, not a curated record. NCBI's taxonomy places the organism in Eukaryota, Fungi, Ascomycota, Pichiomycetes, Serinales, Debaryomycetaceae. Gene Ontology annotation, biological process: chromosome segregation. The transcript has a single exon. Gene Ontology annotation, cellular component: MIS12/MIND type complex. The coding region runs from base 1 to 612 and encodes 203 amino acids.